This is a messenger RNA of Homarus americanus (American lobster), 1542 nucleotides long. RefSeq lists its product as uncharacterized. The coding region runs from base 92 to 1429 and encodes 445 amino acids. The transcript is spliced from 3 exons. Lineage: Eukaryota; Metazoa; Arthropoda; Malacostraca; Decapoda; Nephropidae. The record is from RefSeq and is a predicted model, not a curated record. Gene Ontology annotation, molecular function: structural constituent of cuticle.
UAAAAGCCACCUCUUGACCACAGAUCGACACAACCAUCCGGGUCGCAGAAGCCUCUUGUGGAGUUCUCAGACCAGCAUAAGCAAACUAGACAUGAAGAUUCUGGCAGCUAUCUGUGUGCUCGCCGUCGGCGUCAGCGCACAGGUUGGGCAUUCAGGGAUCAUCAGUCCCGAUGGUGUCAACACUCAGUUCUCUCACGACUUCGCCAAUGAUAUCGCAUUAAUAGGACCUUCCGGCAUUGUUACCAAGUCUGGGAAUAACCGCCAGCUGACUCACGGUGAGGCUACCCUGCACGUGGCCACCCAUCCUGCCCCCGUGCCCGUGCCUCAGUUCGUAUCCCAGAGAGGUGUCAUCGGUCACUCAGGAAUUGUCCGCCCUGACGGUAAUAAUGUCCAGUUCACCCAGGAUCAGGUCGACAACAUUGUUCUGGUUGGACCUUCCGGCAUCGUCACCAAAGACGGCAGCAACAUCCAACUCACUGAUGACCUCCACUUUGUCCCCCGCACCAAGCGUUCGGCCCCUUUAAUUGGACCCUCUGGCAUGAUCACUGCUGAAGGUAUCCCCAUCCAGUUCUCCAAGCCAGGCGUCACCAUCCUGCUUGACGGACCCUCCGGCUACGUCAUGAGCGACGGCACCCUCGUCCAGAAGCGCAGCAAGCGUCAUGUAAUAGGUGAGUCUGGUAUCAUCACCUCUGAUGGUCAACAGAUCCAGUUGGAGCACGGAGUGAAAGUGGUCCUUGUUGGUCCCUCCGGUAUCCUCCUCUCCAACGGCAAGAACAUCCAGCUGCAAGUUACCUGUCUCCUCGCCAUCGUGGUCACCUCUCGUGCCUACGUCCUUAUUGGACCUUCAGGUGCCGUCUCCGCCACAGGACAUAACCGCCAGUUCUCUGCUGAUGAAGCUGCCCAAAAGGCCGGUACCCAGAGGGAGUCCGUAACUCAGUAUGCCGCCGGACCACAUGAUGUGGUCGGAGCUUCAGGUAUCGUCAGACCUACCGGAGUGAACGUUCAGUUCACCCGGGAAGAAGCCGAGAACCAGUACAAUGUUUUGGUGGGUCCCUCCGGGAUCGUCACCAGAGAUGGCCAAAACAUCCAGUUCACUGCCGAACAGGUUGGCCGCCAGAAGCGUGACCUAGUGGGACCCUCUGGUAUCGUCAGAACAGAUGGCAGAAAUGUCCAGUUCACCCAGGAAGAAGCCGAUAACUAUUUCAAUGUUGUGAAGGGACCCUCCGGUAUCGUCCGAAAAGAUGGCAACAACAUUCAGUUCACCGCUGAACAGGCUGCCCGCCAGAAGCGUGCCCUAUUUGGUCCCUCUGGCGCUAUCUUGGAUGAUGGCACUCAAGUCCAGUUCAGCAAGGCAGGUGUCACAGUCCUACUGGAGGGACCCUCUGGCUACGUCUUCAGUGACGGCACCCUCGUCCAGAAGAAGAGCUAGGAGGCAAGACUCAGAAUACCUGACCCAAAACUCUGUCUACGACUCUUCUCUGUAUUGGUUGUACUAUAAACAGACACUUACAAAAUAAAGAAUAUGCAAAUGCAAUGAACAAC